This is a messenger RNA of Fomitopsis serialis, 427 nucleotides long. RefSeq lists its product as uncharacterized. Bases 88 to 384 code for a protein of 98 amino acids. The record is from RefSeq and is a predicted model, not a curated record. NCBI's taxonomy places the organism in Eukaryota, Fungi, Basidiomycota, Agaricomycetes, Polyporales, Fomitopsidaceae. The transcript has a single exon.
AGACAUAUACAUAACAGGUAGCGAGAUGUCGCUUGUUCCCCGCACCCCACACACCCCACACACCCCUAGUGACCCCAGAUCCUCACCAUGUCGAGCACCAUGGUGCCGCGUCCCGCCCUUCACUCUGUCCGGUUCGAAUUUGCGGAGGACUUCAUUGAUGAAAUGAAGCCGUAUGACAGUCCCUUCAUGACCUUCACCCUUGGCAUGGCCAUGGAUUACGUCUCGUCCCCCUCCUCCAAAAGCAAAGACCCAAACACAACACCAAAAAUUCCCCCAGAGAACGGCACGUUCCACGCGAUCUUCGACGGCGACCGCCUCAUGUGCGCAUCCCUCCCUUUCCUCUCGCUCCUCACACUCACACUCAUGCACCACCACGCAGACUAGUCCUCAUCCGGACUCCCCUACGACCCGCCCACUUCCUCGGCUA